Messenger RNA from Prorocentrum cordatum, 1722 nucleotides. The record is from the annotation of a GenBank genome assembly. NCBI's taxonomy places the organism in Eukaryota, Dinophyceae, Prorocentrales, Prorocentraceae.
AUGCAGAGAGUCCAGAGGUGUGGAUACCCGGAGCCGGAGUUGCCCUACCGGGGCCGUCGGAUGGCAUACGUCCCAUGCGAAGAGAGCAACCCGAACGGCGAGCGCUGGCUGAAGUGCCUGCUGUGUAGUAAGUGGAUCAACGACGACGUCUCGCACUCUGGGACCGCCGAGGCAGCGUGCAUGCCCAGCGGUGUGCUGCCCAUGCCCAGCGAGGGCGACGUCACGUCAAUAUGUUUAGCAGAGGCCCUGCCACUUCCGUCCAUAAUUCCUUUCUCCCUGGCGCACGGGGCCCUCGGCAACUCUGUUGUCGCCGCGUCCAGCGAGAUCCUCGGGCCUGGCGGCGUCUGGAGGGUGCUCGCCUUCGUGCGCGGGGUCCUGCUUGUCCUGUCGACGCAGGCGUUGUGCGGCUCCUGCUACGUGACCUGCCGUGUGAUGUUGGCGGGCGCCGCGGCGCUACUGCAGCAGGUGCUGCAGGGUGAUCGGCUGGUGAGCUUGGAGCCCGGGGUCGUGGUGUUCGUCAACUACGGCGGGAAGGCAGAGCCCUGGCAUGAACGGCUGGUCCCAGAGGUGGUCGAGGACUGCGACUACAGUGUGAUGACUCCCGACGGUGACAUCUUCGCGGGGAACUCCGGUCGGGACUACCUCGACGAUGUCGUCCCUGGCGACCCACGCGGGGACCUUCCUGCGGGGCUGGGUGCUGCGCGUGGCCAGCUUCUGUACAAGUUCCGGCAGCGGCCGUUCGGGGCAGAGCUGAAGGGUCUCAUCGAGGAGAGGCGUGCGAGGGCCGCGGAUGUGAGGCGUUCCCUCGGGCUAAUCGUCGAGGAGCCGGAGCCCCUGCCGGUGCUGGGGAACGAUGCGGCCGUGGCCGCGGGACCCAAGGCGGGGGCUCUGGGCUCGGCAGCUGGCAGGGAGCUCUUCCGCUGGGGCUGCGUCGCGCGCUCGGCGGCGAUGGAGGUCUACUGCGUGUUCCGGCUCGUGGAGAGUCACAUGACGCCAUCGGGCAGGUUCUUGAGCUGCGGGCCCGUGGGCUGGUACGACGUCGACCAUGCAGGUGGCCUGGCGGUCUUGCGGCGAUUGGAGCAGGGCGACAAGAAGGAUGAUAUGGUCACAACGUUCACGCUGUGGGUCGGUGACGCCGCUGGGGCGAAGGGUACUUCGACGCCGCGAGGAGCUGGCGAGGAGGCGCGGACCCUGCCGAUCGUUCGAGACAAUCGGGGCAAGAGUGUCGGGGACCUGAAGAGUGUGGCGCCCACCACAGACCAGUCCAUCUUCGACGACUGGAUCGUGGAGGGCCCGGGGACUACGCGGCACGCGGUGAAGGAGAUCGCUAAGCAGGCGGGGGGCCCGGCGCAACGCCACCGGACAUGGAAGUACGAGAACAAGCUGCAGGAGGAUGCGCAUUCGGCGGUCGCGCACGACAUGCUAUCGGAGAUCCUUGAGUUGUCGACGAGCUUCGACCAGCUGGACGUGUCGAACCUGGCCCGCAUGGAGGGUCUGUGCAGGCAUGCCCAGUACAUCGAGCGGCGUGUCAAGAAGAAGCGCGAGGCGGGGAAGUACUUCGACUCGCAGGACUACUACUUGGGUCGCACGAGGCGCACGGGCGGCGGUAUCGUUCGCCCGGCGCUGCUGAAGUUGGCGGCGGAGAGUGCGGCCCGGGGCUCGGCCAUCGUGAAGGAGGAGAGGAAAGCUUUGCAGGGGCGUGCGCUUGCGCGCGCUCAAUGA